This is a messenger RNA of Funneliformis mosseae, 621 nucleotides long. The record is from the annotation of a GenBank genome assembly. NCBI's taxonomy places the organism in Eukaryota, Fungi, Glomeromycota, Glomeromycetes, Glomerales, Glomeraceae.
AUGGAUAAAAAAAAUGAAAAUUGUAUACCAUCAUAUUUAAAAUUUUCACCAAGUUAUAAUUAUAUUCAUACAGAUAAAGUUAAAUUACCAACUAGAUUAAAUAAACAUGAUUCAGAACCUCGAUUACAAGUCAGUGACGAUGGACUAAUAAUUCGUUGUAAAUCAGAUGGAUAUGGUGACGCUGGUGCUAUAAGAGCAAACCGUUACGUGCCACCCGAACUCGGAUUAUUUUAUUACGAAAUAGUUAUAAUUGAUAGAGGUGUUCAUGGACGCAUUGGACUUGGAUUUUGUGAACCGGACAUACCAUUAAAUAGUAUGCCAGGAUGGAAUUGUAAAUCAUAUGGGUAUCAUGGAGAUGAUGGUAAAUCCUAUUAUACUGGUGAGAAAUAUGGCCCAGUAUUUACCACCGGUGAUACGAUAGGUGUCGGAAUUAAUUUUUUAAAUAAUACUAUUUUCUUCACUAAGAAUGGUUUACACUUGGGAACGGCAUUUACUCGUGUUAAAAGUAAUAAUCUCUAUCCUAUGAUUGGUAUGGGAAGUUCAAGAGAAAGUAUUCAAAUAAAUUUUGGUCAAAAGAAAUUUAUGUUUGAUAUUUACGAAUAUGCAAAAGUAGGCUUUUGA